GGCGGGAGGCGGGGUCGGGGCGGAGCCUACGGCCGCGGGAAUCCCAAACCCGCCCCUUUCCCCACCCCUCCAUUUCUCGCCAUGGCCCCUGCACUGCUACUCGUCCCUGCUGCCCUCGCCUCUUUCAUCCUGGCCUUUGGCACUGGAGUGGAGUUCGUGCGCUUUACCUCCCUUCGGCCACUUCUUGGAGGAAUCUCGGAGUCUGGUGGUCCGGAUGCCCGCCAGGGAUGGCUGGCUGCCCUGCAGGACCAAAGCAUUCUUGUCCCCCUGGCUUGGGAUCUGGGGCUCCUGCUACUAUUUGUGGGGCAGCACAGCCUCAUGGCAACUGAGACAGUGAAGUCAUGGAUGUCCCGGUACUUUGGGGUCCUUCAGAGGUCACUGUACGUGGCAUGCACUGCCCUGGCCUUGCAGUCCCUCAUCCUCCUUCAGCUGGUGAUGCGGUACUGGGAGCCCGUGCCCAGGGGCCCCGUGUUGUGGGAGGCUCGGGCCGAGCCAUGGGCCACUUGGGUGCCCCUCCUCUGCUUUGUGCUCCACGUCAUUUCCUGGCUCCUUAUCUUCAGCAUCCUUCUCGUCUUUGACUACGCAGAGCUCAUGGGCCUCAAACAGGUGUACUACCAUGUGCUGGGGCUGGGUGAGCCUCUGGCCCUGAAGUCUCCCCGGGCUCUGAGACUCUUCUCCCACCUGCGCCACCCAGUGUGUGUGGAGCUGCUGACUGUGCUAUGGGUGGUGCCCACCCUGGGCACUGACCGCCUCCUCCUUGCUCUCCUCCUUACCCUCUACCUGGGCCUGGCUCACGGACUUGACCAGCAAGAUCUCCGCUACCUCCGGGCCCAGCUGCAAAGAAAACUCCACCUGCUCUCCCGGCCCCAGGACGGGGAGGCCGAGUGAGGGGCUAGCCCUGGUUCCAAGCCCUGUACUUCCUUUUCCCCUCCAAUUCCAAAUCCCCUUAACAUCCAGGCCUUGGCUGCCUCAGACCAGAGGCCCAAAUCCAUGGACUGAAGGAGCUGUCCCUUCCCUUGCUUGAGCCUCCACUCCUUGGGUCCAGCUCCAUAUCUUAAAUUCUGAGUUUCAGCCAUUGGACUCCAAGGGCCACUUCUCACCAGCCAGGAAGAGGGAGUGGGGAACUUAUCUGUCUCCUCAGAGUUUAGGGCUUGACCCUCCAUUAACAACCUCCUCACAAGGAGAAGGGUCUGGCCUGACCACUCCCCUGGUCCUAUUUCUGGCCUCUGCGCCUCAAGGAUCCUCUUCUCCACGUCUAGCUCCCCUCCUAGGAGCUGGACCAAGGUCUGCCAAGUUUGAUGAUAGUGGCUGCCCCAUCAGGCUCCACACCUUGAAGCUGCAGCCCAGCCCCACUGUCUGGCCUUUCCAGCUCCCUAGGCCCUGGCCCAGGGCUCCAGAUUCAUGAACCUAGUUGAGCGGAUUCUCCUGCUCUUAAUUCGGGGGACUAAGGGCUCCCUGCUCUCCCGAGUAACUCGCGCUACAGGAAAAUAAAAAUCAGCCUGGUUUUUCUACGUGUA
This is a messenger RNA of Balaenoptera ricei (Rice's whale), 1517 nucleotides long. It is a transcript of the gene NRM, whose product is annotated as nurim. NCBI's taxonomy places the organism in Eukaryota, Metazoa, Chordata, Mammalia, Artiodactyla, Balaenopteridae. The transcript has 4 exons. Bases 82 to 888 code for a protein of 268 amino acids. Gene Ontology annotation, cellular component: nuclear membrane. The record is from RefSeq and is a predicted model, not a curated record.